AUGAAGAAGCCGGACGGGAAUGUGGUGCUGCUGCGGGGACAAUUGAACGUGGCAAAGACCUCCCUGCUGCACCGCUACAUGGAGCGGCGCUUCCAGGAGACGGUCAGCACCGUCGGCGGCGCCUUCUACUUGAAGCAGUGGGGUCCGUACAACAUCUCCAUCUGGGACACCGCAGGACGGGAGCAGUUCCAUGGCCUUGGGUCUAUGUACUGCAGAGGAGCAGCUGCUGUGAUCCUCACGUACGAUGUGAACAGCUUCCAAAGCCUGACAGAGCUGGAAGAAAGAUUCUUGGCACUGACAGACAGUGCAAGUGCUGACUGCAUUUUUGCUAUUGUUGGAAAUAAAGUUGACCUCAGUGAUGACUGUACUUUACCACCAGAUGAAAAUAGACCUGAGAAGUCUGUUGCCAGCUGUGGCUCGAAGGUGCGAAAACAAGUCCGUGCAGAGGAUGCGAUUGCGCUCUACAAAAAGAUACUGAAAUACAAAAUGCUAGAUGAGAAGGAUGUUCCAGCAGCUGAGAAAAUGUGUUUUGAGACCAGUGCAAAAACAGGAUACAAGGUGGACUACCUCUUUGAAACUGUGUUUGAGAUGGUAGUCCCAAUAAUUGCUCGGCAGAAGGCUGAGGGGCCAACCCAAACUGUAGACAUCACGGACUACAAGCCAGCAAAAAGGACAAAGUCAGGUUGUUGUGCCUGACCCGUUUACGUGAUGUAAGAAAAGGGGAGGGAUUGUUCGCUCCAGCAAAAUGAGGAGUAAGAAGUGCUUGCAGCUCACCAGAAAGGAAAAGUCAAAGCAUAAAUAAAUAGACUAAAAUGGUGUAUCCAAAAAGAAACCAAAACCAACCCAACAAAAAAAUCUUCUGACCAUUAAAAGCUUCUGGGAAGCUCUCUGUAUAAAAAUGGGAAUGCAAGUGAAAUUAUGGAGUAAGACUUGCCAGUUUCUAUGGGCUCUGAAGACAAAUGGUGUGUUAGUACAAUUGGUAGUGACAAUCAUUUGGACAGUUUUGAAAGAGUCUGACUUUUAGUGACUUGUCAUUUCAUGUUGCAUAUAAAUGAUCUGUUUGUGUACUCUUGACAACUUUCAUAUAAUUAUCAUUUUUCCCCUUAUGAUUCUAACUUUGGAAGAUUGAACACAUGGUACUUUUUUAUUCUUAAGAUUAAAAAUAGAAAAUCCAGGUAUAAUUUAUAUUUGUAGCUAAUAAGUCAAUUACAGUCUUUUUAUGUCAGACAUGACAGUGUACAAUUCAGAAACUGAACUAUUAAAAUCACUGUGGAUCUGUACUAUUCAUUUGGAGACUUUAUUAAUGGCAAUUCUCCUUCCAUAGUGGCCUUCCAUGUAUUAACAAGCAGCAUCACAGCUCUUGCUGCUCUAAUUGCGAUUUGCAGGAGGAAGUUUUUUUGGUUCAUUUUUGUCUUAUGUUUCUUUUUAAUGUAGAUAGCAAAGUGUUUUUUGGGAAAGAAAGCAGCCUAUUUUGUCUGCAUUUUUGUAAAGACCUCUUUCUAGUGCCUGUAGGUAUACCUGUGAGUACCUGUGUUCUAUCUCCCUUCCCACUCCUUUUCAAGCUGCAGAGCUGCAGCUUUGAUUUUUAUCAGCUAUGCAUGACAUUACUACCUGGAGUAGUAAUUACCUCUACCUGGAGGGAAGUGAAGACGGGUGUGUUCUGAUGUGGAACUAAUGCAGGGAAGACAAACUCUCUUUUGUGGAGUAAAAAGCGUGUGAAGGAGCAAUAAUGAGGUACAUGGUUUCUCUCCUGACUGCAGUAAAAAGGAGGGGCUUAAUACAGCUCCUACAGCUCUUGGCUACAAAGAAUGCAUGCAGUGACCCAGGAGCUAUGACUAGAGUGAAGAACUUCUAGUCUUUAAACACAGCCCCCUCCUCCCCC
Molecule: messenger RNA, 1882 nt
Organism: Manacus vitellinus (golden-collared manakin)
Lineage: Eukaryota; Metazoa; Chordata; Aves; Passeriformes; Pipridae
Gene: RAB20
Product: RAB20, member RAS oncogene family
Biological process (GO): intracellular protein transport
Cellular component (GO): endomembrane system
Molecular function (GO): GTPase activity; GTP binding
Source: RefSeq, a predicted model, not a curated record